AAAUCAGAUGUCUGCUCAAAAGCUAUACGCAUCGCAUGUUCCCUUGGCACCGCUGUCUCGGAUGCUUCUCGGGAUUGGAUCAGCAGUAACAGCGAUCUCGGAUCCAAAAAGAGGAGAUAUGGUGGCAGCGAUGGGCGAAACUACUGCAAUUGGACCAGUUUUAGAAAAUAUUCGAAAAAGAAUGGAAUCUGAUGUUGUUGGAAAGCGACUUCUUCUCGAAAAACCAAGAAUUUCAAAUGGAACAAUUGAUAGAAAGUGGCUAAGACAGUUACCGGAUGGAACAUUAGGAAAAUUGUAUUCAAACUUUCUCGAUCGUUUGAACACAUCUCCAGAUGCUCGGCCCACUGUCAAGUAUAUCGAUAAUUUGGAGCAUCUUUAUGUUAUGCAAAGGUAUCGCGAAACACACGACUUCACCCACAUCGCAUUGGAGCAGAAAACGAACAUGCUCGGCGAGGUAACAGUCAAAUAUUUCGAAGGAAUUCAAUAUGGGCUUCCAAUGUGUGUCACUGGUGGAAUAUUUGGAGGUGCCAGGCUUUUAACAAAAAAUCGCCAAGAACUUGUCGACCGGAACCUCCCUUGGGUUGUGGAGCAGGCCACGAAUGCACGAUUCUUCAUGGCUUUCGACUGGGAAAAUCACUUUGAAAAGCAGCUCAGCGAGGUGCAGAAGGAGCUAAAUAUAACGCCAUUAUCUGUGAAUAUGUGAUAUAGAUUUGAUCUUGAAUUUCUCAGUGAUAAUGAAAAAAUGAAUUAAUU
Molecule: messenger RNA, 753 nt
Organism: Caenorhabditis elegans
Lineage: Eukaryota; Metazoa; Nematoda; Chromadorea; Rhabditida; Rhabditidae
Gene: coq-4
Product: Ubiquinone biosynthesis protein coq-4, mitochondrial
Exons: 4
Coding region: 8-703 (231 amino acids)
Biological process (GO): ubiquinone biosynthetic process
Cellular component (GO): mitochondrial inner membrane; extrinsic component of mitochondrial inner membrane
Molecular function (GO): carboxy-lyase activity; 4-hydroxy-3-methoxy-5-polyprenylbenzoate decarboxylase activity; zinc ion binding
Source: RefSeq, marked reviewed